Molecule: messenger RNA, 1527 nt
Organism: Aspergillus mulundensis
Lineage: Eukaryota; Fungi; Ascomycota; Eurotiomycetes; Eurotiales; Aspergillaceae
Exons: 2
Coding region: 1-1527 (508 amino acids)
Molecular function (GO): hydrolase activity, hydrolyzing N-glycosyl compounds
Source: RefSeq, a predicted model, not a curated record
AUGGCAGCGUCGGUGCUCAGAUUGGCCGUCCUCUGGACGUUGGCCGUGCAGGUUCUCUGCGAGGCCGUUGACCCAUCCAGGCUCCUCUCCUACCCUACCAAGCCGCGCGUGUUCAUCCUCUCCGAUAUCUCCAACGAACCUGACGACCAGCAAUCGCUAACGCGCUACCUCCUCUACUCCAACCAAUUCCAGACCGAGGGUCUCGUUGCGUCGACAUCCACCUGGCUACGCGAUGAGGUCCACCCGGAGGACAUGCUGCAGGUGAUCAACGCAUACGGCAACGUCACGGCAGACCUCAACCAGCACGCUCCUCCUGACGCUCUUUAUCCCUCCGCGGACUACUUCCGGAGCAUCCUGCGUAAGGGAGCCGAGACCUACGGCAUGAGAGCCGUCGGGGAGAACAUCACCCUCAGCGACGGCGGAAAGCUGCUCCUUGAGCGCCUCCAAACCCCCUCCACCCAACCCCUCUGGGUCCUGGCCUGGGGCGGCACCAACGUCCUCGCCCAAGUCCUCUACAAGAUCCACGCCACUUUCCCCGCCAAAACCGCCGCAACCCUACGCUCGCGCCUCCGCGUCUACGCCAUCUCCGACCAAGACGACACAGGCGCCUGGAUCCGCCGCUCCUACCCAGACAUCUUCUACAUCUCCUCAACCCACGGCUGGAACCAGUACGGGCUGGCCGCGUGGAUCGGCAUUUCCGGCGAGUCGUACUACGGCGUCGACGAGGGCGGGCCCAACGCCACCACCGUCUCGCACACGUGGCUGCGCGAGAACAUCCAGAUCGGCCCGUACGGCGCCACCGCGUACCCGGACUACAAGUACAUCAUGGAAGGCGACACCCCGACGUUCCUGUACCUGGUCCAGAACGGGCUGGGCGAUCCAGAACACCCCGGGUAUGGGUCGUGGGGCGGCCGGUAUACGAAGGUUGACCCGUCGACUGCGCUGACUCCCAACUUCAACCACUACAGCGACGCCGCGGACCGCGUGCGCGGCCUGAACAACCGCACCUUCACGUCGAACCAGGCCACCAUCUGGCGCUGGCGCGACGCCUACCAGAAUGACUUUGCCGCCCGCAUGCAGUGGACGCUCCCUGCCGCGAAUGCCACGCGGAACCAGAAGCAGAACCACCACCCCGUCGUCUCGGUAAACGGGAGCACGGCGCUGGCCCCGUUCAGUCUCACAGCUUCAACGGGAUCCACCGUGACGCUGGAUGCAAAGGGCACGUACGACCCGGACGGCGACGAGCUGGCGUAUAGCUGGUGGCAGUACAAGGAGCCUGGCUCGGACGACUGGAAUGUUGCCGGGCAGGUGCCUGCACUCGGGCUGGUGGCCGAGGGCAAGGGGGAGCGCGUAAAUGUGCAGAUCCCGACGGCGGACCAGAGCUGCAAUGGCAAGGGCGAGAAUCCCUCGGGCUGUUGGCUGGUGCAUUUGGUCCUGGAGGUGCGCGAUAACGGGGCCAUUCCGCUGACGACGUAUCGGAGGGUGUUGAUUCAGACGACGAAUGAGACGGUCGUUCCUGAUGCUUAG